AUGAAGAUCCUCUGCUCACAAGCAAACGCUCAAACAUCAUUAUCAUCAUCAUCGUCAAUAAUAUCACAUCAAAACUCGGCUGCUGCUCAUCUUUCUCAUUUACAGGCUCCGUUAUUGGGCUCUUCUUCUUCGUCUUCAGUGGCAGCCAGUCAAUGUAGUCCUUUAUCUUUGCCACCACAAACACAACCUUUACAACCCACCAUUACCUCGUUGGCUUCUCUAUCCUCGUAUCAUCAUCAUUCUCUACAAACUUCACCACAUCAUCAUACUCAUCACUCACAACAUUCUCUGCAAACUCAUAACCACCACCAUCAGCAGCAGCAAUCCACACAACAACAACAGCAGCAGCAUUCGCAACAACAACCCUCUUCUCAACAAUUAAACUCUUCCAGCUGUAAUCUUUCAAACUCCGCUUCUUCUUCUUCUCCUGCAACAGCUAGUAAUAAUCUACCCUCUCUCUCUAAUACACAAACCUCACAAUUUGCUCACACUGCUGGCAGUAGUAGUUUUUCAACAUAUCAGCAACAACAACAACAGCAGCAGCCGCACUCUUCUAACAGCUCAUCAAGUACAUCGACUGGUGCUGCUGCAGCUAAUGAGAAUUCCACCACUCUGUCGUCUACGUCGACGUCUUCUGCGGCUGCCACAACGAAUGCUUUAACAUCUAGUGGCAUGUCCCACUGGUUAACAGCCGAUCAGUCUGCUACACAGUUGCCUUCGGUAAAGUCAGAAAAUCGUUCGCCCGGCUUAACGCAUACACAAUCAUCAGCAUCGCAACAGCAUUUACAAGGCGAUCAUACGUCAUUACAUUCGGCUGCUAGUUUAAGUAGUCAUUUGGAUAACUGUAAUCCGAAUACAAGUUCCAAUCUCUAUAGCUGUUCUUCGGUUUCGAAUACAGCUUCUGGUUUAGCUGGCCUUGAAUCACCCAGCAACUCUUUAAGUUCCUCUUCUAUGGCGGCUGUUAAUUCGUCAGCAGCUGCUGCUGCCGCCGCUGUGGCCUAUGAUUCUAAACAUGAUUAUUAUAACUAUUACAACAGUAUGCAACAGUAUACACCACCAUUUUAUUCCACCUAUGGUACUCCCUUUACCACGGCCACCGCCAGAGCUCCUACUAAAAUAGAGCCUACAUCUCCCUACUUGACGUCUUCGUAUGCAUCCACGAAUAAUAAUGCUUCACAGCUAUAUCCUACCGCCUAUGGCUAUAAUAAUUUUGCGCAAUUUGGUUCUGCCUCGGCGGCCGCUCAACAGGAUUAUACUUCUUAUUAUAAUGAUCAAUAUGGCAACUAUUAUAAUCCCGCCAAUUAUUCUCCCUAUGCCGUUAGUUCGCCUAGCUCCAGUGCCAGUCAUGGUUUUCAUGUUGCCGCCUCUAAUCUCUCCGAAAGUCCCACAGAUACUCAUUCUACCACACCCAUACUGCACAACACACAUUCGCCUCACUCUCCUCUACCGAUCUCGCCCAAUAACAACCUGAAUGCCUCGGCCAAUGUGGGCUCGGCUAAUACCUCAGCUUCUCUACCAAAAACCACACCCACCGGUAAGACGGGCAGAUCAAGAGGUCGUCGUCAUCAGCAACCUAGUCCCACCCGCAGCACCACCUCCGAUACGCCCAACAGUGAGGCGGUUAAACCUCCAGAACGUGUUUUCAUUUGGGAUUUAGAUGAGACCAUUAUUAUUUUCCAUACUCUAUUAUCGGGUUCGUUUGCCAGCCGUUAUACCAAAGAUCAUAGUGCUUUAAUGACCAUUGCAUUUAGAAUGGAAGAAAUGGUUUUCAAUUUGGCCGAUACUCACUUUUUCUUCAACGAAAUCGAGGAAUGUGAUCAAGUGCAUAUAGAUGAUGUUUCGUCAGAUGAUAAUGGUCAGGACUUGAGUACGUAUAAUUUUGCUACAGAUGGUUUUCAUACGGGUGCACCACCCGGUGCUCCACCUAAUUUGUGUCUGCCAACUGGUGUACGUGGUGGUGUGGAUUGGAUGCGUAAAUUGGCUUUUAGAUAUCGUAAAAUCAAGGAGAUUUACAAUACCUAUCGGGGAAAUGUCGGCGGUUUAUUGGGUCCUGCCAAACGUGAUGCUUGGCUACAAAUCCGUCAAGAUAUAGAAAUGGCCACCGAUAACUGGGCCUCUUUGGCCACUAAAUGUUUAAAUAUGAUUGCUCAACGUGAAAAUUGUGUUAAUGUACUGGUAACCUCUACCCAGCUGGCACCAGCUCUCGCCAAAGUUUUACUCUUUGGUUUAGGAGGCAUUUUCAAUAUAGAAAAUAUCUAUUCAGCUCAUAAAAUAGGACAAGAAACCUGUUAUGAGCGCAUUGUCACCAGAUUUGGUCGUAAAAGCACUUAUGUAGUAGUGGGUGAUGGCGCCGAAGAGGAAUCAGCUGCCAAGGCCAUGAAUUUUCCAUUUUGGCGCAUUUCUUCUCACAGUGAUAUAAGAGCUUUAUAUACCGCCUUGGAUAUGGGUUUCUUAUGAAAAUCUUUAGUUUUUCUAAAGAUUUUAUUGUAAAUUUUAUUAUUUUUUUUUAACACAAACUUAAAAAAUAAAUUUAAAUUAAAUUUAAAAAAAAAUCUUAAAAAAAACGCACUAAAAGAAAACAAAAAAACCACCAGAUUUAAGACUAAACAUUUGCUAUUUUGUUUUUGGAAAAAAAUGUUAUAUUUUGUGUACAAAAUAAAUUAAACAAUUAAUAUUUAUAAAAUAAUUUAUUUAAAUUUAAACAAAAAAAUUAUAUAAAU
Molecule: messenger RNA, 2720 nt
Organism: Lucilia cuprina (Australian sheep blowfly)
Lineage: Eukaryota; Metazoa; Arthropoda; Insecta; Diptera; Calliphoridae
Gene: eya
Product: developmental protein eyes absent
Exons: 4
Coding region: 1-2457 (818 amino acids)
Biological process (GO): positive regulation of DNA repair; multicellular organism development; cell differentiation
Cellular component (GO): nucleus
Molecular function (GO): protein tyrosine phosphatase activity
Source: RefSeq, a predicted model, not a curated record